Molecule: messenger RNA, 877 nt
Organism: Brachypodium distachyon (stiff brome)
Lineage: Eukaryota; Viridiplantae; Streptophyta; Magnoliopsida; Poales; Poaceae
Exons: 2
Coding region: 73-807 (244 amino acids)
Source: RefSeq, a predicted model, not a curated record
ACCAAGUAUAGGGGAAAUCGAUCUCGAGAAUUCGAUCGAGAUCAAAGUCGAGCUACUCCAGUAAAUUUACGGAUGGAGAUGAAGAAAGGCAUGGUGGUGGCAACCGUGGUUGUGGGCGUCCUGGGCCUCAUCACGGUGAUUCUGGGCAUCGCUGGCGCGGCCUCCAGCGGCCGAGCGUGUGAGUCCGAGGACGGGGCCACGCCGGGGGUGGGCUGCGGCGUUGUGGCGUCGCUGCUCGCGCUUGCAACGCAGAUCGUCGCCAGCGCCGCCACGGGGUGCUGCGGCUGCUGCCGGACAUGGUCUAUUCCCAGCGAGGCCAAACGCAUCGUCGCCAUCGUCUUGUCAACUUUCUCAUGGUUCCUUGCGAUCAUAGCGGUGAUACUGUUCAUGGUUGCCGCCAUUUUGAGCACGUCCACAGAUGUAUCAACUGGUGGCAAAUGUGUCUCAGACGGCACUGGACCGUUCGUGGCGGCAACGAUCUUGUUCAUCAUCACUGUGGUGUUUCAGGUCGUCUCAUACAUCCUGUUGCAGGCGACCACGGCCGCUUCAUCUACGAAGCCACUCGGUCAGGAGUCCGGGAUUGCCAUGGGGAAUCCCGUGAACCAGAAUGCAGCUGAAACCACGGCCGCUUCAUCUACGGAGCAGAAUGCAGCAGAAACCACGGCCGCUUCAUCUACGGAGCAGAAUGCAGCUGCCAGCGGUGACCCUCCUCCGUCGGCACCUCCUGCAUCGUCAGAUCAAAUCACUUCUCCCACGCCAACCGUGUUAACCAACAAAGCCAAUGCUGACCCCGCAAACCAAGUUUGAAACUAGUUUAUGGAUGUUGUCUUUGUUCGCGCGGUUAAUUUUCAUGUUACCCUAUGAUUUUUUUUUUACA